Molecule: messenger RNA, 2906 nt
Organism: Astyanax mexicanus (Mexican tetra)
Lineage: Eukaryota; Metazoa; Chordata; Actinopteri; Characiformes; Acestrorhamphidae
Gene: hoxb9a
Product: homeobox B9a
Exons: 2
Coding region: 315-1064 (249 amino acids)
Biological process (GO): anterior/posterior pattern specification; embryonic skeletal system morphogenesis; DNA-templated transcription
Cellular component (GO): nucleus
Molecular function (GO): RNA polymerase II cis-regulatory region sequence-specific DNA binding; DNA-binding transcription factor activity, RNA polymerase II-specific
Source: RefSeq, a predicted model, not a curated record
AUAUCUUAGGAUAUAUUCACAUACUCCCACUUUGCAUAUUACAUAAACAAGACAGUUUAUUUAGAGGCGAAAAUAUGGAUAGCGCAAGAGGAGGAGAGCUCAGCGCAGCCCCUUGGCGGAUUGAUUUACGCCCCAUUGACUCUUUAUCAGGCUCGCAAAAAGACUGACCAAUCAUUUCGCUCGGAGCUCACAACAGAGCAGCCUGGCUCUACUUGCUGGCGAACGAGUAGCGGUAGCAUUUUGAAAAGGGGGAAGCCCAUUUCUAUGGUACAUGUUUUCCCUUCACUGAACCGUAAGGUGUAUAAUGUCCGAGAAUGUCCAUUUCUGGAACUUUAAGCAACUACUAUGUCGAUUCCAUUAUAAGUCAUGAGGGAGAAGAUCCGAGCGCUGCCCGAUUUGCCAAUGUACAGUACUCCAAUUCUAGGCAGCCGGGAACCGGGGAGCAUCCCGAAUUCCCUUCGUGUAGUUUUCAGCCCAAGCCUCCAGUAUUCAGUUCGUCAUGGAGUCCUUUCAGUCCGCACACGUCCAAUGGCUUACCGGCGGUCUACCAUCCUUAUAUCCCAACGCAGCCCGUGCCUUCAACGGAUACACGGUAUCUUCGUUCAUGGCUCGACUGCGCUCCGAGAGCCGAGCCGUUGCCUGGUCAGAGUCAGGUCAAGAUGGAGCCACUGUUGGGACAUCUCGGGGAGCCCCCAAAACUCGGAGGGCAGCACGAAUAUGUUUUGGAAUCCUCCUCGGCUCGGGAGAUGAAUUCUGGCCACAGCUCGGGAUUUGAAGACAGUAAGGACAUUUGUGAAGGUAGCGAGGACAAAGAAGGACCAGAUCAAAAUGAUCCAUCGGCCAACUGGUUGCACGCCCGUUCGUCCAGGAAGAAGCGAUGUCCUUACACGAAAUAUCAAACCCUGGAGCUCGAGAAGGAAUUUCUCUUUAACAUGUACCUUACCCGAGAUCGGCGACAUGAGGUAGCGCGUUUGCUGAACUUGACGGAACGUCAAGUUAAAAUUUGGUUCCAAAACCGACGGAUGAAAAUGAAGAAAAUGAACAAGGAUCAGUCCAAGGAAUGAGGGCAAAAGUGUGUACACUCAGCCUCCUCCUCCGUCUCUUUUAUCAAAAUGUGCUUACCUCUGGACAGUGAAACAAGGAGUGUUUGUAGCCUUUGUUUAUUCCCUACAUCACCCCAGCCCACAAAAAGAAUAUAAUUUUUUUGGGAUGCAGACCAACUGAGGGAAUAUUUAAGAAUAGGUUUUCUUUUUUAUAUGAGUAGGUUGCCUAUAGCAAAAUGAAACUAUGUAAUGCGUGUUUUUUUUACUUUGUGUUUCCACCAUUCCUUCUUUACGGAAAUAUAAAUACAGCUACGUAUAUUUUUACUAUAAGAAAGUUUUUUCUAACGUAUUUUUUUUUUGCAGCAGCAGGGUUGCAGGUUGCGCCUUUAUCAACAAAUCGGCAUUACUAUUAUUAUUAUUAUUAUUAUUAUUAUUAUUAUUGUCAUUAUUAUUAUCAUUAUAUCUUUAGGAGUGCCAUUUAUGGGCAGGCAUUCAGGUAUUCACUAUUUUACGCUUUUUAUUUUAUCAUAAUGUCUUUGAUAAUCUGAAUACUGGAACAAAAACAGUGGGUACCUUUUUAAAUCUGUUACAGCAUACCAACUGAAAUUCUCUAAUAGUUCAUUAUUUAUGCAAGUCUUUUUGAUUUUAGGUAUGAUGUACUUCAUCCAUAGUUGCUUUGCGUUGUACAUUUUAAUGGUACAUAUAUCAUUGCUUAUUUGACUACAUCUUAACACUUGUAUUAUAAAUUAUAUAGUGAUAUCAACGUUUAACUGUACAGGCCCUUAUGCAUUUCUGUUUUAAAUUGAAAUAUGAUAUGAAGUCGAAGAACGAACGGAUUUAAGGUAAAGAUCUGCUAGAUGUGUUUAUGUGCGUAUAGCUUGUCAGUAACUAAAUAAUUCGGCCGUAGAUAAGUAAAACAAACUCAGCUAAAUACACUUUAAGUUAUAUAUAUAUGUGUAUAAAUGUUUACCUACAUUAGCGCAUGUAUCGUUGAUAUGUUUACCUUCUCUCUUGUGUGAUUUUAAAGUUAGUUUGUAAAAGUGGGCGUUCAUUUAUGUGUAGUCUUAGUAGGGCAAUUCUAAUUUAUUGUAAAUACGAUUUCUUUUGGUGGAAUGCGUUUUACAAUGUGUUAAAAAGGUGGAGCGUUUAACGAGAUCUCAUACUUGAUUUAGCAGGUAUUAUACAUAUUCUUUAUUCUUUUUAAAUAUUGUUUACAUGUUGAUGUCUAUUUGUGUUGUCAGAGAUAACUAUUAUUCAAGUAUUGGUCGCUCGAUGUUGUAUUGCUUUGCUUGUGCGGAGGUCCUGAUUGGUAUCUCAACAUGUUUGCAUUUGUCUAUGUUUCUAAUUGCCUGGACUUUUCUGCAGUCGCGUGCACGUCUGUCUGCAAAUUUCCAAAGCAUCCUUGGAGAAUGUGACACUAUUGACCCAUCUCUCUCUAACGGUGUCAAAAUCACAGACAGAUGCAGAACACACACACACACACACACACACACGCAGAACACUCACACACACAUUUUCAUUUGGCAUGCUGCAUUGACUCCUUUUUCCUUUUCUCUUCCUUUAUUUGUUACAGCGUUUCUGUAAACAAAAAAAAUCUGGAUUUUGUCAAUCUCAGCCAAAAGUUAUUUCAGUCACAAAACCAAAAGUUCUUUUUGUACACAAUCGCUCCCUUUUUCUUGUGUGCAAUGGAACAACGAAUGCUGGACACAUAUUAAAAGUUUACACAGAAAACGGUCUGUUCUUGUCAUUUAGGUAUCAAUAACUAAUUGUUUUUGCUUCCGGUAUUUCUAAAAAUGCUGCAACUCUCCCCUGUUCAUAACACUGUACUGAAUAAACACCAACAUAACAGCCUAUUGCAUGGCA